AUGGAAAAGCUGCAUGUGGCAAUUUUGGUGGUAACGGUGUGCUUCAGCGUGUACUGGUUGAUCUGCAAACGAUUCCGGUACUGGACGGAUCGGGGUGUUCCCCAGUCGAAACCGGAGCUAGUGUUUGGAAACGCGCGGGAAAUCAAUCGGACUGUGCAUAUAGCGGAAAAAUUCCAAGAGAUCUACCACGAACUAAAGGGCAAACAUCCGUUCUGUGGAUUGUACAUGUUCUUCAAGCCCGUCGCCCUCAUCACCGACCUGGAGCUGCUGAGGAGCGUGUUUGUGAAAGACUUCCAGUACUUCCACGAUCGGGGUAACUACUACAACGAGAAACAUGAUCCGCUGUCGGCGCAUCUGUUCAACAUCGAGGGCCAGAAGUGGAAGAAUCUGCGCAACAAACUGUCCCCGACGUUCACGUCCGGCAAGAUGAAGAUGAUGUUCCCGACGAUCGUGGCGGCUGGGAAACAGUUUAAAGACUUCUUGGAGGACACCGUGCAUGGGCAGGCCGAGGUCGAGCUGAAGGAUGUGAUGGCCCGGUUCACGACGGAUGUGAUCGGCAUGUGCGCGUUCGGCAUCGAGUGCAACAGUAUGCGCGAUCCGAACGCAGAGUUCCGCGUCAUGGGUCGGAAAAUCUUUGCGCCAAGAGGAAGGGCAAAGAACUUUAUCAUCAACUCAUUCCCAAACGUGGCCAGAAUGAUCGGUGUACGUACGCUGGACCCAGAGGUGUCGGACUUUCUGAUGGGUGCUGUACGCGAUACGAUAGACUAUCGGGUGAAGAAUAAUGUCCAGCGGAACGACUUUAUGGACAUCUUGAUCAAGAUGCGCAGCGAGAAAGAUACGAAAUCGGACGACGGCACCCUCACCUUCAACGAGAUAGCGGCGCAGGCGUUCGUGUUCUUCCUGGCCGGGUUCGAGACAUCUUCCACGCUGCUGACGUUCACGCUUUACGAGUUGGCGUUUGACCAGGAGGUACAAGAAAGGGGAAGGCGAUGUGUCAAUGAAGUGCUGGAAAAGCACAAUGGCGAGCUCACGUAUGAAUCCGUCCUCGAGAUGGACUAUCUGGACCAAAUUCUGAAAGAGGCUCUUCGGAAGUAUCCUCCCGUUCCGCUGCACUUCCGGAUCACCUCCAAGGAGUACCGCGUGCCCGGCACCAAGUCCGUCCUCGAGGCAGGAACGUCGGUUAUGAUUCCUGUGUUUGCUAUCCACCGCGAUCCGGAACACUUCCCCAACCCCGACCGGUUUGAUCCGGAUCGGUUCACACCGGAGGAGGAAGCGAAGCGUCAUCCGUACGCCUGGACACCGUUCGGCGAGGGACCUCGGAUUUGCGUCGGGCUACGCUUCGGGAUGAUGCAAGCUCGCAUUGGGUUGGCCUAUUUGCUGAAGAGUUUCCGAUUUAAACCGUGCUCGAAGACGUUUGUACCGGUAAAGAUUGACGUUGACCAGUUUAUUUUGUCUCCCGCAGGCGGGAUGUGGUUACAGGUGGAGAAGCUCAAGUGA
Messenger RNA from Anopheles coustani, 1497 nucleotides. Its product is annotated as probable cytochrome P450 6a20. Lineage: Eukaryota; Metazoa; Arthropoda; Insecta; Diptera; Culicidae. Gene Ontology annotation, molecular function: iron ion binding; monooxygenase activity; heme binding. The record is from RefSeq and is a predicted model, not a curated record. The coding region runs from base 1 to 1497 and encodes 498 amino acids. The transcript is spliced from 2 exons.